Histoplasma capsulatum G186AR is the source of this 669-nucleotide messenger RNA. RefSeq lists its product as uncharacterized. The record is from RefSeq and is a predicted model, not a curated record. Bases 1 to 669 code for a protein of 222 amino acids. The transcript has 4 exons. NCBI's taxonomy places the organism in Eukaryota, Fungi, Ascomycota, Eurotiomycetes, Onygenales, Ajellomycetaceae.
AUGAAGACAUUCGACGAUUCAAAAUUCACAGGAUUCCUGGAAUGGCAGUGUGAAAUCUACGACUAUCGGAUCAAGAGUGGUGCACCAGGACAUACGCCGACGAGAGACAGUGGUUACGGGUGUCGGCUGAUGUGCUCCUUGUCCUACAUCUCUGGCUCUAGGCUCAUCGCCUUGUUUGACAGGUUCGUAAUCAUGACCAUCAUCUUCAAAAUUCAUUCCGACAAGGCGAAAGCUAUUGGACCCAUGAUGUUCCCCUGGUUGCUGGGGGCUAAUGGCGAAGAUGAGGAUGCCCAAGAUUCGACAUUUAGAGACGGUGCCGUCACCACCGGUUGCAGCACCGAUGGCCCGGAGAGUAGCAAUCUGGCAACAAAUGGUUUUACCAGCGUUGAUUACUUUGGUUCGAACGACCUAGCUCGAGAGGACCAGUCCAUAUUCAUCAACGACAAAUACCACAGGAACGACGUGGAGAAGGUCUAUUCCUAUGGCUCCAUAUCAGCCUCUAGACGAUUCCUUCUCAUCACCCAUAACCCUGAACCUGUCUAUGACCUCCGUCUGCAAUUUGUCAUGGUGGAGUUCCACGACGACGACGACGACGACGACGACGACUUCGCCGCUGACGACGGAUAUCCUCCAUCCUCACUCAAUGAGCGAUAUCAAACCCUCAUAUAG